Molecule: messenger RNA, 473 nt
Organism: Gadus macrocephalus (Pacific cod)
Lineage: Eukaryota; Metazoa; Chordata; Actinopteri; Gadiformes; Gadidae
Gene: coa4
Product: cytochrome c oxidase assembly factor 4 homolog, mitochondrial
Exons: 2
Coding region: 160-414 (84 amino acids)
Biological process (GO): mitochondrial respiratory chain complex IV assembly
Cellular component (GO): mitochondrial intermembrane space
Source: RefSeq, a predicted model, not a curated record
AUAUACGACCUAUUUCAAUGUAACACCGUCAGUCCUUCAUUCUCAUAUGUCCCCCUGUAACUUCAAGUUUACCGGCGUUGUUGUGAUAUCGAGGCGUAUCUGAAAGGCUUUUGAGGAAUCUACGAUCGAUAGAUUCCUCGAGUUGACGAUAGCAGAAGUAUGUCCACCACAUCACCACCGCACAACCGCAGCCGAAGUGAGGAUGAGGACGACCCAAUCGACCGCAUGAUCUCACGCACUGGUUGUGGCGAGCUUCACUAUGCUGUCCAGGAAUGCAUGGCGGAGCACCAGGACUGGCGCAAGUGCCAAAGUCAAGUCCAGAAGUUCAAAGACUGCAUGACAAGCUUUCAAAACUCAAGGAAAGAACAGCUCAAUAAGCAUCAGCCCGACUCCGCCAAGUCAGCACAUAACUGAACAUUAACCAUGUGCCUAAUUAAUGCAAAUUAUGUAAAUUAAUCUAGUGUCUGUUGUAA